This is a messenger RNA of Megalopta genalis, 2114 nucleotides long. It is a transcript of the gene LSm3, whose product is annotated as U6 snRNA-associated Sm-like protein LSm3. Gene Ontology annotation, molecular function: RNA binding. The record is from RefSeq and is a predicted model, not a curated record. NCBI's taxonomy places the organism in Eukaryota, Metazoa, Arthropoda, Insecta, Hymenoptera, Halictidae. Gene Ontology annotation, biological process: mRNA splicing, via spliceosome.
UUCUGUAAAUGAUGAUAAGAUGGAAUCUUUUAUGAAUUUAUCCGAAUGUACCGCGCAAUGUUUUCCUUGCGCGAUAGGUGAAUGUGCUGUUUAUUAUUGUAUAAACUUAUAGCGACGUACUUGGGAUUUAUUGAUAAGUUGUAAAUAAAUUUACAAUUUAGAAAGAAUUAAUUUUUGUCAUGGCUGACGAAGCGGAGCAAGUCCCAGCGAUAAAUGUUAAGGAACCUUUAGAUCUUAUAAGAUUGAGUCUCGAUGAACGUAUUUACGUUAAAAUGAGGAACGAGAGGGAGCUUAGAGGAAGAUUACAUGCUUACGAUCAACAUUUGAAUAUGGUAUUGGGAGAAGCAGAAGAAACGGUAACCACUGUAGAGAUUGAUGAAGAAACAUACGAAGAGGUUUAUCGUACCACAAAACGGAAUAUAUCUAUGUUAUUCGUUCGUGGUGACGGCGUAAUAUUGGUUUCUCCGCCUAGCAUGAGAGCGCCAAUAUAACAUUUUAAUUUGCAUAUGAUGUUUGUAUACGUUACAAACGUAUAAUAUAGAUUUAAGCUUAAUAUUACUAUAAUAUUAUUACUUUUUGUAUUAUCAUUGAAAGAAGUCGUGAUGUACGAAUCAACAGAACAAUCUGUAUAGGACUACUACUACAAGUUUGUGACAAAGCUAUAAUUAUAGUGAAACAAAUUACAUUUCACAUUAUAUUAAAACAGGUACACAAGUAAAAAAUUGAGAGCAAUAGAAAUUUUCUAAGUAAAAUGGUAAAACUGUUUGUACUGUAUUAUUUUACAAAGUUCUAAAUUACUUGAUCGAUUAUGUUUUAGCUCGUAGUUUUGGGAUUGAAUUAUUGCUAACGGUUAAAUUGUCAGAUCUUGGUGAAGUAGGAUGCUCUGCUGCUUUUGAUAUUUGUACAGAGAGGUCUGUGAUCCUUUGGUCUUUGAACUUCAUCAAAGAUUCGAGAUGAUUUACUUUUUGUUGAAGGGCGUUGAUGAUAUCAUUUUUUUCUUCUAAUUCUUGUUUUAGCCGAACAAACACAUGACGUGGAACAGUUUUGUUUGCUACUUCUUCGAGAUCGAGUACUGAUUUAACAAUCUCUUUACAAGGAAUGACAAUACUUAAGUCGAACGAUUUUUCCAUAGCGCACAGUUUUCUAUAAUAAAUUACGUACCUCCUUUCUCGGUAUCCUCAUACUUAGAAUACAGAUCAGCUCUAUCCGCAUUACAGUCUCUUAAAAUCUUAAUCCUCAAAUCACUCAAAACUUUUUCGAUAACUCCCGGCGUUGCAUUAGCUAAGUCAGCGAUCACAUCUUUUUUUAAUUUCAUAUUAAGUUUCGACAAAACCUUACGGUUUAGCGUACACCAAUUUUCUAUUUUUUUGGCAGUGCUAUUUCCAGAUAUAUAAUUAUGUAUAUCGACGUGUCUAGGAUAAUAUUUUUUUAAUAAUUCCGCCAUAAAAACUGUAAUUAAUCGUAUGGAAGUUUGAAUUUUUCCAAAGAUAAACUUGUUAGGCCAGAACUAUAUAUUUUCUUGUACCUGCGUCCGAGAAAUCUCGAGCAAGAUUUUUCUUCGGUUUCGAAAACGUCAUUUGCUCGACCCAGGUAUAAAUCUCCUCCAAAUUAUCGUCAUUUAUUAAUGCCACACUCAUGUUUCGAUUUUAAUUCUCGCAAAAUAAAGUAUUUUAAUGAUUUUUAUACAACAGAAUUUACAGAUGACGUCACAUUUUCAUCAUAUUACAUUUCGUCAAUCUUCGAAUUGCCAAAUUCCAUUAGUAAAAUAGCGAAGGCUGUAUUUUUUAAUGCGUGCGAAUGUAACUUCACGUUGGUCCCGUGGUUAGAAUUACAUAUUUGUUUCACAAAUAUCACCAGCAUUUUGCGUCAGACGUAAACGUAAUGCUGCUUUCGCACGCAUUCCAUCGGACGUGCACAAUUAAAUAAUAACUCGUAUUUAACCAAUAUCCUUCGUUUCACUAUUUCAUAAACGAAAACUUUGCCGAACAAAUAUUCAAAAUUGUCACGGUUGUCGAGAAGAGCAACAAUAUCGGGAACAAGAUAUAUACAAUCUUUUUAAUAUAUUCAUAAUAUUCUUAUUUUGUAGAUACGGCAAAAUAAAAUUAUUAAGAUAA